Molecule: messenger RNA, 1919 nt
Organism: Nyctereutes procyonoides (raccoon dog)
Lineage: Eukaryota; Metazoa; Chordata; Mammalia; Carnivora; Canidae
Gene: BDH1
Product: 3-hydroxybutyrate dehydrogenase 1
Exons: 10
Coding region: 1-1605 (534 amino acids)
Molecular function (GO): oxidoreductase activity
Source: RefSeq, a predicted model, not a curated record
AUGGGCAACCGGGGCUCUGUCCUCUUAGGAGCCACACAGAACGCACCUCAGAACUGUCCCACCGGAAGACGGCCCCGGAGCCGCGGCGGCCUGUUGACCCCACAGGCCCCAGGGCUGGAGCUCUGCGGCCGCACUGCGGCCAAGGACCUGCCCGCCCCGCCCCCUCCCGGCCCCCCUGCACAGCCGCCCCCUCCACCCUCCGCAGCCCAAGGGCGGAGCAGCCGCGGCGGGAGCGCCGACUCGGGGAAGCGCGGUCCGCAGCCGGGCGGCUCCGCCCAGGGGGCCGGGGGCAGGAGGGGCCGCUCCCCGCAGCUCCCGCGCCGCGCCCUCCGCUCGGGUCCCCGCGGCCCUGGGCGGUCCCUGGCCGGGCGGCGGGGUGCAGAGGCCCCCGCCCGGCCCGGACCCCCGCCCGCCCCCGCCCACCGGAGGGACGCCGCCCCGGGCCGCAGGGGGGAGGCCGAGCGGCACCCGCGGGCGCCCAGCCCCGCCACGGCCCCGCGAAGCUCCCGCCCCCGCUGCGGCCCGGGAGAACCCACUGCGAGGAGGCUGACCAUCCCACCUCUUGUGGCCACAAUGCUGACCACCCGCCUCUUCAGACCCCUGUCACAGCUCCCGGGGAAAUCUCUGAAGUUCUAUGAUAGAGGAAAUGGAACAAGGCCUGAGCCCCUGGGUCGCGGCGCCCCCUUGCUCCCCGGCAGCCGGCGUGCUUUCUCCGAUGAGGUGAGGCCGGUUGGCAGCAAAGCUGUCCUGGUCACAGGCUGCGACUCGGGGUUCGGGUUCUCCUUGGCCAAGCAUCUGCACUCGAAAGGCUUCCUUGUGUUUGCCGGCUGCUUGAUGAAGGACAAAGGAGGCGACGGGGUCAAGGAGCUGGAUGGCUUGAAGAGCGAUCGAUUAAGGACCAUCCAGCUCAACGUCUGCAAAGGCGAGGAGGUGGAGAGAGUGGUGGAGGUCGUCCACUCCAGCCUGGAGGACCCUGAGAAAGGCGUAUGGGGCCUGGUUAACAACGCGGGCAUCUCGACGUUCGGGGAGGUGGAGUUCACCAGCAUGGAGACCUACAAGGAGGUGGCGGAGGUGAACCUCUGGGGCACCGUGCGGAUGACAAAAGCCUUUCUCCCGCUCAUCCGGAGGGCCAGAGGCCGCAUCGUCAACAUCAGCAGCAUGCUGGGCCGCAUGGCCAACCCGGCCCGCUCCCCAUAUUGCAUCACCAAGUUCGGGGUGGAGGCCUUCUCCGACUGCCUGCGCUACGAGAUGUACCCGCUGGGCGUGAAGGUCAGUGUGGUGGAACCCGGCAACUUCAUUGCUGCCACCAGCCUCUACAGCCCUGAGCGCAUCCAGGCCAUUGCCGACAAGAUGUGGGACGAGCUGCCCGAGGUGGUGCGCAAGGACUACGGCAGGAAGUACUUUGAUGAGAAGAUCACCAGGAUGCAGUCCUACUGCAACAGCGGCUCCACAGACAUAUCCCCCGUCAUCAGUGCUGUCACCCACGCUCUGACCUCUCGCAGCCCCUACACCCGCUACCACCCCAUGAACUACUACUGGUGGCUUCGAAUGCAAAUCAUGACCCACUUGCCCGGAGCCUUGUCGGACAGAAUCUACAUACACUGAAGAGUGCCCCGCCGGGAGGGAAGAGGGAUCUUGUGCAGCCACCUCCUGAUUACCUGCUUGUGCAUUAUCCACAGUCCCAGGGGGACCUACUACCACUUUUAGCAUUAAGCAGAGGAGACAGCCCAGCCCCACCUGUGUGCACAGUGAGCGGUUUAGGUCUUCUCAGCCAGGGUUCGGCAUGGUGGGCAGGGUCCCUAAAUCUCAGGGCAAACAUGGUACAGCCAUCUUUCUGAAGCUGAUCUCACACAAAGAGUCUUGGAAGACCUGUUUAUAUGAAAAACAGAUUUCUUAUAAAAUCCAAUACAAACCCUUUA